This is a messenger RNA of Vitis riparia (riverbank grape), 2181 nucleotides long. RefSeq names its product rust resistance kinase Lr10-like. Gene Ontology annotation, molecular function: protein kinase activity; polysaccharide binding; ATP binding. Bases 19 to 1989 code for a protein of 656 amino acids. The record is from RefSeq and is a predicted model, not a curated record. Gene Ontology annotation, biological process: protein phosphorylation. The transcript is spliced from 3 exons. NCBI's taxonomy places the organism in Eukaryota, Viridiplantae, Streptophyta, Magnoliopsida, Vitales, Vitaceae.
CUUUCUCUCUCUAAGUUUAUGAUGUUGAGGGAAGAAAAUCUUGUGGGAGUAGGGCUUCUAACAAUCCUCCAUGUGUGCUUCCUUUCUGUUUGCGUUGCUGAUAAAAAUCAGACCUUCAAAUCUUCUUGCGGAGAUAUGAACAUCAGUGACCCUUUCUAUUUGGAAGAUGAUUAUGCGCCUAACCUCGGUCAUCAUCACCUCUUGAAAUUGAUCUGUGAAAAUAAUCGUACUAUGGUAAACCUGAAUUUCAGCGGAAAAUACCAUGUUUCAGACAUCAACUACAGUAGCCAUACCAUUCGGGUAGUGGAUCCGGGCCUAAAGAAAAAGGGCAUGGGAAACUGUUUCUCCUAUCCUCUCUAUUACUUGAGUGAAUAUCCAGAUGGAUAUGACUUUCCUACAAAUUCUAUUUCUGUAGUUUUCAUUACAUGCCCAUGGCUGAUCACUGGUGACAAGAUUUAUAAUAAGUAUAUUCCUAUCAUUCCAUGCAACACGAAUCGCAGCUCCCCUUUCUCGCAACCAUACGCGUAUGCAAUAGUUGGAGAUUUGGAGUUCGGAGAUAUUCCCGAUUCAUGCAUCUUGGACGGGAAUAUCGUCACUCAGUCAAAGGCCGUUGCGGAGGGAAGACAUUUAUCAAUGUCAGAUUUGCAAGAAGAGCUACUCAUGGGGUUUCAACUUUCAUUUCUGCGUACCAUCUGCACCAGAGAAUGCCAAGUGAAAGGGCUAUCCUGUGCUACGAAUUUAAUCAGCACUACUUUCAUAUGCUACAACGCCAGCGCUGUAGGUUGUUGGGAUUUCGUCUGCUUGAAGCCAAAAUGGAUCCAGACAUUGAUUGACAGUCUGCUUCACUUAAUUGCCAUAAUAUACAUUGGAGUACGAAUUGUACUUGGGAUGUUCAUGUUUGCCUACUUAAUCUACAAGUUUCGACGGAGACACUUAUCAUUAGAUGAUAAUAUUGAAGAAUUCCUGCAAAAUCACAAAAGUCUUCAACUCAUAAAGUACUCUUAUUAUGAUAUAAAGAAGAUGACCAACAGUUUCAAGAAUAAAUUAGGACAAGGAGGUUUUGGCUCUGUUUAUAAAGGAAAGCUCAAGAGUGGUCGAGUUGUUGCAGUAAAAGUACUGGUUAUGUCCAAAGCUGAUGGGCAAGAUUUUAUCAAUGAAGUGGCUACAAUUGGAAGGAUCCAUCAUAUUAAUGUGGUGAAACUUGUUGGAUUUUGCAUAGAAGGAUCAAAAUGGGCUCUUAUAUAUGACUUCAUGCCUAAUGGAUCUCUUGAUAAGUUUAUUUUUCCACAACAUGAAAACAAUACCCCCUUAAGUUGGGAGAGGUUGUAUAAUAUUGCACUUGGAGUAGGGCGUGGGAUUGAAUACUUACAUCAAGGUUGUGAUAUGAAAAUUCUACAUUUUGAUAUCAAACCACACAAUAUUCUUCUCGAUGAAGACUUCACUCCAAAAGUUUCAGAUUUUGGCCUUGCAAAGUUGUAUUCAACAGAUGAAAGUAUUGUUUCUCUCACAAAAGCAAGAGGAACAAUGGGAUACAUUGCUCCAGAAUUGUUCUACAAAAACAUUGGAUGCAUAUCAAACAAGGCUGAUGUUUAUAGUUUUGGAAUGUUGUUGAUGGAAAUGGUGGGUAAAAGGAAGAAUUUGAAUGCAUUAGCAGAUCACUCAAGUCAAAUAUACUUCCCAUCAUGGAUCUAUGAUAAAUUUGACCAAGGGGAGGACAUUGAAAUGGAAGAUGCCACAGAUAGUGAAAAAAUAUCUGUAAAAAAAAUGGUGAUAGCUGCAUUAUGGUGUAUACAGAUGAAGCCCACAGACCGUCCUUCCAUGAGCAAAGCAUUGAAGAUGCUAGAAGGUGAGAUUGAACUCUUGCAAAUGCCUCCUAAGCCUGCUCUAUAUUAUGAUGUAUUGAAUGUAGAGGAUCAGGUGAGCAAUCAAGUAGGAGUACCAGUUUCAUCACUUAAUGCCAUGGAUACAAUCACCUUAACCGGAAGGUAGUGCCACAUUGUAUCUAUUUGCAUGCUUUGUCCCUUGAUAAUGUUUUCUUGGCUUAGAUGUAAGGAUCGUUGCUUUUCAUGUAUCAAAUGUAUUUGUCCUAAAGCACUGGCUUGGUUCCUAGAAGGUCUCCAUACAUGAGUAGUCUUCUCCAAGGCCUUUGAAAUUCUUAAAUAAAGUUUUGUUUCCUUUCAA